UUGUAAACUAACGACGGGCGUUAUGAACGCCCGUCGUGCGAAUCCGGUCGGUUUCGCGUCGCCUAUUGUCACGUACAUUUCCGAGUCGAAAUCUCGCACGCACGGGCGAGCGAUCAUCACGUGGCGAGACGACGAGAUACGCGUAUGUAAACGUAAGGUAGGCUCGCGCGCGAUAUCCCCUGCCUGAGUUUAAGUCAAUCGUCGCCGAUCGACUCGAUGAAUACGCGCGUCUCCGUUGACGCGGGUUCGACUUUGUUUCGUUGGCGCGCGCUCCUGUUUACUCGCAUUGUUGCACACUUUGGCUAACCACACGGCUACGCGGUGCGGGUUUAUUACACGGCGCAUCAUGCUGGAUCAACCGUUCGGAGCGGACGAACAUUAUUGGUAAAUUACAGUGUCGGACUACCACUCCCCCCUCCCCACUCCCCGCAGAUCGCACAAUGAGAAUGUGAGCGAUCACUGGCAUCCCUCUCUCGCUCGUGAAAAUCUACAUGGGUAACCUCACACUUUAUCGUCUUGUUCUUAAACUCCGAUGUUAUUGUUCCUCUCGACGUUGUGCUCUCGCAAUCGAUGCAUCGGCGGAUUGAACAGAUUGUCACUUUUUGGGAAUUUUGUUUCGUAUCGUGACGGCCAGCAGUUAUCAAAAUAUCACGUGUUGCCAUGUCCAUGUCCAUGUGACACUGGCUUUAUAUAUAAUAAAGUAAAUCGAAUGGUGCAAUGGGAUUGUGUCUCUCUAUGCGAUUGGAAUUCUUUUUUAAAUAGAAGGAAAUAAUUCGCAAUGUCACACUGCCAGAACCUUUGUUAGAGAAGCACUAUGUUUUGAUAGGUGAAUAUGGUAUUAAGUUUUCGAGUGUCUGAGCUUCAGAUGCUUCUUGGUUUCGCUGGUAGAAAUAAAUCUGGCAGAAAGAACGAAUUACAAGGGCGUGCGUUGGAAUUAUUACGCUUGAGAUCAUAUCCAGCUAUCCGAUUAAAGAUACGUGAAUUGUAUAAGACAAUACAAGCAGAUCAAAUGCAAGCGCAUCAAAUGUAUGGUCAAACUGGUAAUUCCUCUGAGUCACAAAUUGACCAAAAUAUGCAUAAUAGAAAUUAUUAUACGAGGCAAGCGAUUAGUCAGCAACAGCAACAGCAAGCACCUGUUUCUGCUGGGAAGGAGCUGCCUCCAGCGCAUCAAGCAUCUAUGCCUCAGGCACCUAGGACCAAUCCAGUAUAUCCGACAGCUGGUUAUACUAGUGUAGCACCACAAGUAUCACGAAGAAAGAAGAGAAGUCAAAAUAUUGGACGAAAAAGUAGAACAGCUAAAAAAAAUCAACUCUAUAGAAAGCGAAAAUCAACAGCAAGCUUUACAUCAGCAAGCAACGAACAGACAUUAGAAGCAGCAACAAAUCAAUUGUUACAUAAUUUGUGCAAUAAUACGCGUACUGCAAAUACAGGGUAUAAUCCAUAUCAAUACCCAACCAAAGUUUUACCUGCACCAUUGCAAAUACAACCUACAAGCCAAUAUCCAGUUCAUCCGGAUGUUAGACUGAAAAGACUUCCAUUUUUCGAUUUAUUGGGCGAAUUAUUGAAACCCUCUAGUUUAAUGCCACAGGGAUCGAUGAGAAUACAAGAAAAUACAUUUUUAUUUCAUUUGACUCCACAACAAGCGACUGAUAUUGCCAGUGCACGCGACUGUCGAGCUGGUAGUAAAAUGGAUUAUGUUGUACAGGUACAAAUGCGAUUCUGUUUACAAGAAACGUCAUGUGAGCAGGAAGACUAUUUUCCUCCAAAUAUUGGAGUAAAGGUUAAUGGAAAAUUGUGCCCUUUACCUAAUCCUAUACCUACUAAUAAACCAAGUGUAGAACCGAAGAGACCACCGCGGCCUGUCAAUAUCAGUCCUUUGGUGAAGCUGUCUCCUACGGUCGGAAACGAAAUCCGCGUUACAUGGUCGGCUGAUUAUGGUAGGCGAUAUGCAAUCGCAGUGUAUCUCGUCAGAAAAUUAACCAGUGCAGAAUUACUCACUAGAUUAAAAAACAGAGGUCCAAGGCAUUCCGAUUAUACUAGAGGAUUAAUUAAGGAGAAAUUAAACGAAGAUGCAGACAGCGAAAUAGCUACUACAUCAUUAAGAGUAUCGUUAGCUUGUCCUUUAGGAAAGAUGAGGAUGUGUACGCCCUGUCGCGCAUCGACAUGUUCACAUUUACAGUGUUUUGAUGCUUCUUUGUUUCUUCAAAUGAAUGAACGGAAGCCUACUUGGAAUUGUCCGGUUUGUGACAAACCGGCGCUCUAUGACAAUCUUGUGAUUGAUGGAUAUUUCCAGGAAGUUCUUAAUUCAAAUAAGUUACUGCCGGACGUAAAUGAGAUUCAAUUGUUGCAAGAUGGUUCGUGGGAGAACUUAGUAUUGAAGAAAGAAAAAGAUAAGGAGAAAACUGAAACAAAAGCGACGGCCGAUUCACGGGAUAAUAAAAUUGAUGUAGACACCGUGGAUCUAGAUGAAACUAAUCCUACUACUCCGGCACCAAAAGAGAAGAAGCGCGCUGUCAUUAUUGAUUUGAUAUCUGAUAGUGAUGAUGACGAUGAAGAUAACACGCCGACUCAAAGUACAAAGAAACCAGCUACUGGUAUUUCAUCGCCUAAGAAACCGCAGACUAGUUCUAUUAGUAGUACGAGCGAAUCACCAGAAUACAUGAUAAUCGAUUUAGAAUAAAGAAUUGUGUGAUAUUACACAUACAGAGUUUUUGUCAAAAUUCUUUUGAAAAGAUCUCAACGUUUUUCUUUAUUUAUUAAACUCGAUCUGGAUUUAAUCGACAUAUUUUGCAUUAUUUUAUAUUUACAGUGAGCUUUUGAGGGAGUUUAAAAUAAGACUUUUAUUUUUUGUAACUUUAAUAUAACAUUGCAUAUAAUAAUACAUGUAAAUACAAAUCACCUUUGGACAAUGGACCAAAGCAUAUUGGACCUUUCGUCCAAUCACCUUUGGACAUUAGACCAAAGCAUAUUGGACCUUUCGUCCCAUGUUGCACUUUUGGCGAACGGAAUAUAAUAAAAUGAGAGUCUGAUUUUACUAGAAUAAUAUAUAAUACAAUUCUUAUAUUUUGAGAUUGAUCAUGUAAUGUGGUGUAAAUGAAACUAAAGUUACCCUCGUUUUUUUUGUAAACUUAUUAAACAUGAUAAGAUUUUUUAUGAUUAAGCUGCUAAAUUCAUUUGCUUUAAUCAUUUUAUUUCUUCUAAGAUUGUUAUUUAAGUUUAACAUGAUUGGAAAAUAUGUUUGAUGAUACUUAUUUCAAAAAAAGUUAAGACUCCUUGGUCUUUCACUGUAAUUAUAUUGAAUUAUCAAUGCUAUGAAUGAUAUUCUUGAUGAGAUUUACAAUUAUUUUUUAAUUUAAGGUCAAGAAAAAAAUAUUGGGUACAUCUCACAAAUUAAAUCUAGGACACUAGAAUUGUGAUAUACGAAAAAAUUAAUUUAUUUCGAUGUAUAGCGUGAAGAAAAAUUCAUACAAUUUCUCAUCACAAUCCAGUACUGUUAUGAUAAAAAACUGGAAGCCUUAAUCAAUGAUUUAUUUUUAUAUAAUGUUUGAUUAUAUGAUCUGGGUUCAAAUUAAAAAAAAAAAUUGGUUAGUUGCUCUAUAAAAUUCUUAUAUAUUUAGAACAUAUAAAUUUUGCUUUUAUACUAAUCGAAUGAAUACCCUGAUGUUUGACAAUAUAUAUUAUAACAUUUAUGUUCAUUCAAUAAGAUAGAGAAAAUGUUUUUAUUGCGGCGAUUAUUUAAUAUUUCGUUCUUUCAAGGAGAAAAGAGAAAUUAUUUUUAUUAAAAAAUAUUGAUAAAUUUUAGCAAAUAUAUAUAAAUGUAGAGAAUGAAAAUGUUUGUGUGUAUGUGUUGUGCCAAGUGUAUUAAGAAGGAUGUAAUAUAUUACUGUCUUUUUUUUACAUGCGAAUCGCUUUUC
Cataglyphis hispanica is the source of this 3914-nucleotide messenger RNA. It is a transcript of the gene Su(var)2-10, whose product is annotated as E3 SUMO-protein ligase PIAS2. The record is from RefSeq and is a predicted model, not a curated record. The transcript has 10 exons. Gene Ontology annotation, molecular function: zinc ion binding; SUMO ligase activity; transcription coregulator activity. Gene Ontology annotation, biological process: protein sumoylation; regulation of transcription by RNA polymerase II. The coding region runs from base 833 to 2680 and encodes 615 amino acids. NCBI's taxonomy places the organism in Eukaryota, Metazoa, Arthropoda, Insecta, Hymenoptera, Formicidae.